This is a messenger RNA of Peromyscus leucopus (white-footed mouse), 1168 nucleotides long. RefSeq names its product vesicle-associated membrane protein 3-like. The record is from RefSeq and is a predicted model, not a curated record. Gene Ontology annotation, biological process: vesicle fusion; SNARE complex assembly. Lineage: Eukaryota; Metazoa; Chordata; Mammalia; Rodentia; Cricetidae. Gene Ontology annotation, molecular function: syntaxin-1 binding; SNAP receptor activity. The transcript has a single exon. Gene Ontology annotation, cellular component: plasma membrane; SNARE complex. Bases 460 to 795 code for a protein of 111 amino acids.
ACUGUGACAGUGAGAGAAUAAAAACUAAAUGACUACACAGCCACUUUCUGCUUGGGGGCUCUUUCCAGACUGUGAGUAGGACACCAUCGAAGGAGACAUCAUGUUUAAUUCAGGAGACACAAGCUAGCUAGCAUUUGAGGACACUGAGACAUUAGACUUUACAGAAUAAUACACCAGAUAAGAAGAAGCUAACAAGAGGGAAAAGCUCCAGAAAUUUUCACAAGGAUUCUUUGAGUCUCUGUAAACAGCAGUACAUGUUAGGUAAAACUCCAUUUGGCUAGCAGGCAAAAGAAAACAUCUAGGAUACUCUAAGCCAAAUAACUCCCAGCGCCUUCAUAGGAAUGGGAGUCAUUUAAGAUUCUACCAGCAAACACAGAGAGACCCUGUAGAAGAUGAGAUGCUAGAGGAACCAGACGGUCAAACCUGGGAAACACUACUGUAGACCAACCCUUUGAAAACAUGAAAAACAUACAAAAAAAAAAAAAUCCAGGCAAAGUCGCCGCCGCCAAAAUGUCCACAGGUGUGCCUUCAGGAAGUUCAAGUGCGGCCACUGGCAGUAAUCGAAGACUCCAGCAGACACAAAAUCAAGUAGAUGAGGUGGUUGACAUCAUGAGAGUCAACGUGGACAAAGUGUUAGAAAGAGACCAGAAGCAGGCAGGUGCUUCUCAGUUUGAAACAAGUGCUGCCAAGUUGAAGAGAAAGUAUUGGUGGAAAAACUGCAAGAUGUGGGCGGUAGGGAUCAGUGUCCUGGUGAUUGCAGUCAUCAUCAUUGUUGUGUGGUGUGUCUCUUCAUGAAGAACCUGGUGAAACUGAAGCCCACUGUUCAGGAGCGUCUUCAAGACUUUCUACUUAGAACCUGCUGUGUUAUUGAGCUUGUUUUUCCAAAUGAUUAUUUUUGUUAGUUUACAUACAGUUCAGUGCCUAGAAAAUGUGCCUUUGUUUUAAUAUACACUCCAAACUGGGGGGUGUGCCCUAUCCUGCACACAUUUUGCACAGUGCCUUCACAGAUGUAUGCCCCGACUAGGAAAGCGGACUUCUGAUGUUCCAGAGUGCUGGAGUCUGGAUGGAUGUUGUCACUGACAACUUGCUGUGGAUUCCAGGAAGGGAAUUCUGUUCAGUUCAGCUGUCCCCACAUCUGACAUCGUCUUCAAAACCACAUUUUAGUUUG